This is a messenger RNA of Macrobrachium nipponense, 651 nucleotides long. RefSeq lists its product as uncharacterized. The record is from RefSeq and is a predicted model, not a curated record. The transcript has 2 exons. The coding region runs from base 1 to 651 and encodes 216 amino acids. NCBI's taxonomy places the organism in Eukaryota, Metazoa, Arthropoda, Malacostraca, Decapoda, Palaemonidae.
AUGGCCACAAUAAAUAACAAGAAAGCAAUCGUAGUAUUUCUCAACCUAGAAAAAGCCUACGAACUUCCCAGUGCAGCUGCCAUCCCGGCAGCCUUAGCCGACAAAGCAGUUAAAGGCAACCUUCUGGCAUGGGCCAAAGGAUACAUGCAAGACAGGCAAGCCAGAGUUACCUUUCAAGGUGCAACCUCCAAAUUCCUCAAUCUGGAAAAUGGAACACCUCAAGGAGGAAUACUCAGCCCCUUCCUCUUCAACAUACUAAUGGAGAAAUUAGCCAACAGCAACUUGCCAAAUGGAGUUGAAAUAUUCAUAUAUGCAGAUGAAGUAUGCUUGGUCAGCACAGACAGGCAUAGAGCCCACCAAAACAUGCAGAUCGCGAUAACACAGAUUGAAAACAAAUGCAUAGUCCUAGGACUAAAAAUCAACACAGCAAAAACCAAGGCAAUGGCAAUCAAAUACAAUACACACCUGAACCCAAUGCAAGUCAUGGGAGAACCCAUCGAAUGGGUAGACAACUUCAUCAAGCAAGGAAGCAUGCACCACCCAACAGCUAAAGCAAGCAGCACAAGAAGCAAUACAGUUGACAACCGCCAGAAGCACUCAAAGGGAGCUGGAGGCUCUCCGACAAUGCCUCCACACUACAGACAGAGCUGA